Drosophila ananassae is the source of this 990-nucleotide messenger RNA. Its product is annotated as rhythmically expressed gene 2 protein. The transcript has a single exon. The record is from RefSeq and is a predicted model, not a curated record. Bases 93 to 842 code for a protein of 249 amino acids. NCBI's taxonomy places the organism in Eukaryota, Metazoa, Arthropoda, Insecta, Diptera, Drosophilidae.
AAACAUUAUAUAUCAAUAAUAUAUAUAUAUUUAGUAAGAUUAUAGUAGUCCCCACAUAAUCACUCGUAAAAGCGGUCACACUGGCCGCCAAAAUGUCGUUGCCUUCGCAGUUUUUGAAGAAUUUGAAACGUUUCCGGCUCGUAACCUUCGACGUAACGGACACUCUGCUCCGCCUGGAGGACCCGCUGCGACAAUACCAUCAGACUGCCACGGAAUGUGGCCUCACCGGCCUGGAGCGCAACCAGCUGGAGGGAUGCUUCCGCCGGAGCUUUUCGUCCAUGAGCCGAGAGCAUCCGAAUUUUGGCCGACUCUCGCCGGGAUUGGGCUGGCAAAACUGGUGGCUGGAGCUGGUGGCCCGCACCUUCACCUGCGCCAGUCCAGGGGUGUCGCCCGAGCAGCUGGAGACGAUUGGCCGACGACUGAUUACCAUUUUCCGGACCAGCAAGUGCUGGGGUCACAUCGAGGGCGCCCAGGAGCUGGUGCAGUCCGUCCGUCAGGCCGGCAAGCAUGUGGGCGUGAUUUCCAACUUUGAUCCAUCGCUGCCCGAGGUCCUGGCCGCCAUGGGCUUCGCGGACAAGUUCGAUUUCGUCCUGACGUCGUACGAGGCGGGCGUCAUGAAGCCGGACACCGGCAUCUUCAGCAUCCCCCUGCAGAGACUCAACCUCCGGCCGGAACAGGCCCUGCACAUCGGCAACAAGAUGGACAUGGACUACACGGGGGCCAGGAACAGUGGCUGGAGCGGAUUGCUGAUAGCCGGCGACCGAACGGAUCUCGCCAAGCACUCGUUCAGCAGCCUGUCCGCCCUGCUGGAGGCUUUGGCGACGAAGGAGAUUACCUGGUGACCUCCAGAGGAGGUUCUUGAUUUCGAUGGCUGUUAGCUGACUUUAGUUUUUGUUGAAAUUAUAAGAAAUGUGAUUUAAAUUUGUAUUAUUUUGUUUUUCUUUUAAGGAGAAUAGUUAAAAAUAAAGCCAUAAGACUUCCAAGUUGUAA